UCUCUCCAUGCUCCAAAAAACAUAAAGAAGUCUUGAUUUUUAUUAAGUUUGCGAUCUUCCUUUUCUCUCUCCUUAACCUUCACCCUCCCCCACCCUAUCCUGCACGCCGUUCUUACCCCUUAGCCUUUACCAAUUCUUACAUGACAACAAACCCCGUCUGGAAACCAAAGAAGAGAAGGCGAAGACGACGGAGGGGUGAAGGCUAAAGCGGUCAAAACCUUAUCGUUUUCCCGUUUCUCUUACCAUCAAUUGAUCUUUGCAGUCUGUGAUUUGCUGAAACCACAAAAUCAUGGAAGUUUUGGUGGGACCCACUUUUAGCAUCGGCGGAGACGUUUCCUCAACUGGGUCGACGUACGUUGUAGCUCCACCGCCGCAAGAGAAGCACCAGGUGGGGGUGGCGCCGCCGUUCUUGUUCUUGAAAGAUGGUGACGGUGAUGAGAGUCCGAUCUCGAGCCGUGCCGGCUCCGGUUCUCACCCGGAUGAUUUAUCUGAUAGUUCGUCGUCAAUCGGAGCUCCUGAUGAUAGUGAUGAAGAUGAAGAAGACGGUGUUGUUUCGUCGAAUAACGCUUUGGAUUCCUUGAAUUCUAUGGAAGAUGCUCUUCCCAUUAAGAGGGGAUUAUCAAAUCAUUUUACGGGGAAAUCGAAGUCAUUUACAAAUUUAGCAGAAGUGAAUACAGUAAACACAGUGAAGGAAUUGGAGAAGCCAGAGAAUCCAUUUAACAAAAGGAGGAGAAUUUUAAUGGCAAAUAAAUGGUCAAGGAAAUCUUUUUACAGUUGGUCAAAUCCAAAAUCCAUGCCACUCCUCACUAUGCAUGAAGAAGAAGAUGAUGAUGAUGAAGAUCCUAACAAGGGAUUAGGAGGAGCACAGGACGAAGAUAGCGAAGAAAACCCAUCACUGACGCAAGGCAUCAUAGCAAGAAAAUUGCAAGAGAAGAGGCUUAAUAAGUUUGGUUUGAAGUCUCAAAGUUGCUUCUCUCUUUCAGAUCUACAAGAAGAAGAAGAAGAAGAUAACGAUGAUGAAAAUGAUCAAUAAUAUCAUUACUUUUUUACCUUAAAUUUAGUUUAGGGUUUCAUUUUGUUUUUGUUCUCCACUUUAUCAUAGUUUUUAAAUAAAAAAAACUUUAUCUUUAA
Molecule: messenger RNA, 1131 nt
Organism: Populus euphratica (Euphrates poplar)
Lineage: Eukaryota; Viridiplantae; Streptophyta; Magnoliopsida; Malpighiales; Salicaceae
Exons: 2
Coding region: 290-1033 (247 amino acids)
Source: RefSeq, a predicted model, not a curated record